This is a messenger RNA of Cucumis sativus (cucumber), 1887 nucleotides long. RefSeq lists its product as uncharacterized. The record is from RefSeq and is a predicted model, not a curated record. Gene Ontology annotation, molecular function: acetylglucosaminyltransferase activity. NCBI's taxonomy places the organism in Eukaryota, Viridiplantae, Streptophyta, Magnoliopsida, Cucurbitales, Cucurbitaceae. The coding region runs from base 281 to 1804 and encodes 507 amino acids. The transcript has 3 exons.
AACCCAGCCCAAUACAAAACUAUCCUCUACCAUCCCUUUCUUCCUGCUCCCCUCCAUUCUCCAUCCUCCACCGUCCCUUUUCCCCUAUCCUCCCCUCCUUCAAUCAUCUCAACCCUCCACUUUUCUUCGCCUACUCUGUUACUCACAACAACGCUCUCCUUCUUCGCCUUUACUCUUUUCUCUCUAAAUCUCUUCAUCUUCUUCCCGCAUUGUUUACAGCUUCCCAUUUUAGAUUUAUGAUCUCCCAUUUUUUCUGAUUCUUGGUGGCUAUUCAUAAAUAAUGAAAGAUUCUGAGAAAGUUUUUUGGGAUUCCAUGAAAAAUCCCGCCGGAAACCACCACAUUACUGCCGCUUUCAAUUCUCAGUCCAGAACUUCCUCUAAGCUUCUCUUAUGUCUCAUCUUUUUCAUCUCUUUCACUUACCUCAUUUACUCUCUUAAACUCCUCUCCUCUCCCCGCCUCUGUUCUGACUCACAGCCAUUUUCCUCUUCCGCCGUAGAUCCACUCCACAAUCUCACCACCACUGCCGCAAUUUCACUUCCGACCUCAUCGCAGAAUCAGACGGAGCUCCGGCAUGUUGUUUUCGGAAUUGCCGCGUCGGCGAAGCUGUGGGAACAGAGGAAGAACUACAUCAAGCUCUGGUUUAAACCAGAGAAGAUGAGGGGGACGGUUUGGUUGGACCGGAAGGUGAAAAUCGACGAAGAUUCCGAUGAACUCCCGCCGAUUAGAAUCUCCGGGGACACGUCGAAGUUCGCGUAUAAGAACCGACAGGGGCAUCGUUCGGCGAUUCGGAUCUCGAGAAUCGUGUCGGAGACUUUCCGGCUCGGUUUGAAGGAUGUACGGUGGUUUGUAAUGGGUGACGACGACACCGUUUUUGUGACCGAAAAUUUGCUUAGGGUUUUGAGAAAGUAUGAUCAUACUCAGUAUUACUAUAUCGGAAGCUUGUCGGAGAGCCAUUUACAGAACAUUUAUUUUUCGUAUUCGAUGGCAUAUGGCGGUGGUGGGUUUGCGAUUAGCUACCCAUUGGCGGAGGCUUUAGUGAAAAUGCAGGAUCGGUGUAUUCAGAGAUAUCCCGGAUUAUACGGCUCCGAUGAUCGGAUGCAGGCUUGCAUGGCGGAGCUGGGCGUUCCGCUCACCAAGGAACUCGGAUUUCACCAGUACGAUGUCUAUGGAAAUCUAUUUGGCCUACUCUCAGCUCACCCGAUUGCCCCAUUUGUAUCACUGCACCAUCUCGACAUUGUCGAGCCCAUCUUCCCCAAUGCCACUCGCCUCCAGGCCCUCGACCGUCUCAAAAUUCCAAUGGAGCUAGACUCCGCAGGGCUACUGCAACAGUCCAUUUGCUACCACAAAUCCAACACUUGGACCAUCUCUGUCUCCUGGGGUUAUGCCAUCCAAAUCUUCCGUGGUAUCCUAUCGCCUCGUGAAGUUGAAAUGCCAUCCAGAACUUUCCUUAAUUGGUAUCGUCGUGCGGAUUACACUGCUUAUGCAUUCAACACUCGACCUGUCGCUCGAAAUCCUUGCCAGAAGGCAUUUGUGUUUUACUUAUCCAAUGCCUUACAGACGAAUUCGACGACCGGACAGACGGUUAGUAAAUACAUUAGACAUCGAGCACCACAACCAGCGUGCAAGUGGAAGAGCCCCAGCCCCAGUAGCAUCGAGUUUGUUAAGGUGAUCAAGAAGGCAGAUCCGAAGUUGUGGGAAAGAUCACCAAGGAGGAAUUGUUGCAGAGUGAUGAAAUCAAAGGAGAAGAAGACAUUGAUGGUGGAAGUUGGAAUAUGCAAAGAUGGUGAAAUCAGUGAAGUUUAAUUUAAUUAAUUGAGAUUCAUCCUCUUUCUAAUUUUUAUUUUUUUUUAUUUAAUGCUCUAAUUUUUGGAUUUGAAUGUAGAAAU